Malania oleifera is the source of this 861-nucleotide messenger RNA. RefSeq lists its product as uncharacterized. The coding region runs from base 232 to 681 and encodes 149 amino acids. The record is from RefSeq and is a predicted model, not a curated record. The transcript has a single exon. Lineage: Eukaryota; Viridiplantae; Streptophyta; Magnoliopsida; Santalales; Ximeniaceae.
AUGUUCAUAAUUCAUCAUUAUUUUUUAUUUCACUCAGAAGUAGAAAAAUGGUAGCCAGCCCACACUAGCUUUCAGUGCUUUUACUAUUUUGCACAGUUGGGGUGACUACGUCACACCCCAUAAGGACAUUGCAUUUUUCUGCUUUCCCAAUUGAUCUCCUCCUUUAUACGAUUCUCCCUUCCCAAGCACUGAACCAGAUCGCACUUUACCUACACGAAAUCGAUCGAUAAUAUGGAAGCUCUUCUCUCCCAGUUCACUUUCCUCUCAGACCAGGCCCUCCAUGACAAGAACUUCGAUCCGUCCACCAUCGAAGAUCUGAUGAAACUCUUCGAGCUCGAAGCCUACAACGCGUGGGCCGCCAUGGAACUCGAGCACGCCAAAGAGGUUCAAGAAGCCGAAGAUUCCAUGAAAGAUGCCGAAACCUACCUCGAUCUGGUCAUGGAAGACGCCAUGGAAGAGUUCCGGCGGUUCGAGGCGGAGCUCGACCGCACCGCCGAGACCGAACUGCAGAGCCUCGUCAGCGUUGCGGAAACCGCGAGGAAUAUGGGGAAGUCGCUGGAGAAGGCGGCGUCUUUGGCUUCCAAGAAAUAUGUUGAAGCCGCGCUCAAUUCUGCAACUGCUUCCAUGAAAACGGCCUGGAAGGGUCUGUCUUCCCCUUCUAAUAAGGUUCAUCCUUCCUAAUUAAUCAACAAAAUCUUCUUUAAUUCUGUAUGGGAUCCAUCUUUAUUUCUGUACUAGAUUUCCGAUCGGGCGCCCGCGGUUUGAUUAUGAAUUUACAUGGAUGGGUGCCUCCUGAAAAUUACUACAGGGAAAUGCAAAAUUGGGAUGAGCUCUUGAAUUUUCUGGGGGCUGUAGAUCUAA